Molecule: messenger RNA, 1207 nt
Organism: Funneliformis geosporum
Lineage: Eukaryota; Fungi; Glomeromycota; Glomeromycetes; Glomerales; Glomeraceae
Source: the annotation of a GenBank genome assembly
AUGAUAUUGGAUAAUUUUAAUUCGUAUAUUGGUAAACAGGAAAUAGGUCCUUUUCACAAGUUAUUUUCGGCUAUUGUCGAAACAAAUGGUUCUGGAAAAUCAAAUGCCAUAGACGCGCUUUUAUUUGUAUUUGGAUAUCGAGCAAAUAUAAUGAGGAAAGCAAGAUUAUCAGAACUCAUUCAUUUACCACAGGGAUGUGAAAAACUUGAUACUUGCAUGGUAGAAAUACAUUUUGAGGAAAUCAUUGAUGUGUCAGGUUCGGAUGAUUAUGAGAUUGUACCGAAAUCUCACUUGGUUAUCUCGCGUCAAGUUUUCCGUAAUAUUACAAACAAGUAUUUCAUUAAUGGACGUCAAAGCAAAUACACCGAAGUUACAAGUCUUUUGAAAGAAAAGGGGAUCGAUUUGGAUCAUAAUCGGUUCCUAAUUUUGCAGGGAGAAGUUGAAUCAAUAUCACAGAUGAAACCCAAAGCACCAAAUAAGCAUGAAUAUGAAUUCUUAAAAUAUCUUAAAGACAUUAUUGGAACUUCUGAAAAAGCAUAUUUAAAGGUUAAGAAGAAACAAAGUUUAGAGGAUCGUUUGGGUAACCUUGGUACCAUCAAUUCCAAAUUUUCUUCCGACAUAACACCCGAGACAAUAAUGGCAAAAUUAGAAAGAGGACGAAGCUACUUAGAAGUACAUUGGAGAGAAUUUAAUGAAAAUUUUAGACCUUUAGAAUCUCAACAGAAAAAGGAUGAACUUUCUAAAUUAGAAUUUGAAUUAACAAAGUUAAAGAUGGAUGCUAACAAUUACGCAAAACAUAUUAAAUGUAAUGAAAAAAUAAUGGCUGAGUUACGAAAACAAAAUGAUUCAAAAAUAGAUGAUUAUACCAUGCGUUUGGAAAAUUUUCGAAUACAAAUUGAUCAUCUAACACAAGAAUUGGAUAGAUUGCAACGACAACAUUCUAAAAUUGAAGAAGAGAUUAAUAUUUUGGAAGGAAAGAUUAAAUUUCGGGCUCAUAAAUCUCAUAUAGAUCAUAUUAAAUAUCAAAUAGAUUUAAUAAAUGAUCGAAUUACCAAGUCGCAAGUGGCCAAAUCAAGGGCGGAAAUGGAAAUGAAUAAAUUCGCAAAUUCUCUAGAAAAUAGUGAAAGAGAAUUAGAAGAAUUAAAUAAUGAGAUAGAAAUUCUUACAAAAAAUAUUCAACAGAAUGCCAAUAUCCGUAUUAAAGCCG